ACAUAUGUGACAAUUUCAUAUCAGCAACAUGUAUACAAAGAAUGCGGAAGACAUUCUUUAUGAAAUCAUUAAUUAUUCUCAUUAUAUGGAAUUUAUAGAUGACAGUUGAUUACGCAAGUAGCAAAACAGAUGUGUGAAAUUUGUCAAUGCGCUUAACAAAUAGAACAUCAUUCAACGGUACGGUAUAUAAAUGUGGCUACUGCACUGCGGUACAAGCAUUCACAGUGUGAGAGUACCAGCAGCGCAAAAGUUCAACAUGAAGGUAGCAGUAAUGUUCAUGGUCUUGGCGAUCGUGGCGUGCGCCUCGGCCCAGGAAUCCGAACAAGUUAGCUCGGAAAACAAUGAUGGACCAUUAAAGGGUAUGAGAUUCCCCCAUCUUCCCGAUUUUUCUAAGUUGUCUGAGAAGCUUUCUAAAUUGCCCAAAUUGCCAAAAUUGGAAAUACCGAAGUUGCCUUUUGAAAUGCCGAAGUUGCCUUUUGAAAUACCGAAGUUGCCUUUUGAAGUACCGAAGUUGCCCAAUAAGCAAACGCCGACUACGCCUCAGGCACCCAAUGAGCAAACGCCGACUACGCCUCAGGCAUCCAAUGAGCAAACGCCGACUACGCCUCAGGCAUCCAAUGAGCAAACGCCGAAUACAUCUCAGUUGCCCAAUGAUCAAACGCCGAAUACGCCAUAGUUGCCCAAAUUCCAAAUGCCGGAUAUAAAAAAUAUCAUCAUGUCUAAUAUGCUAUUUGAUCUAACGCAAUUAAUUCCAAAGUUGUCAUCCAAAAUACCAAUGGGAGUUCAAAUACUGUGCACGGGUGGUCUAAAAAUAAGUACAUCACUGACUAUGCCAUUCGGAUUGCCGAAUAUUAUGAAUGGUGUGCCUUGUUUGAAUCUGGAAGAUAUCAUGUCUGGUAGGCCAUUUGAUCUGUCGCGUUUAAUUGUUUUACCACUUAAUCUGCCAAUGGAAAAUCAAAUAAUAUAUUGGGAGGUUCUACGAAUAACAACAGAAAUACCAGCACAAACAGAAUAUACAGGCAGAACAACAAUACCGCCACAAACAUCAACGCCGGAAGUACCUCAGUAGAAACCACCGCCGCAGGCAGAUAAAAACAUGAGGCCACUCUAUUGGAUUCAACUUUAUUUGAAAUGGAAAAAUAACAAAAAUAACAAAUUUUAUUAGAAAAUGAUAUAAUCCUUGAUUAUUAUAGAUAUAUUGUAAAUUUGUGUAUAAAGUAGUAUCUAUAGCAAUAAACUCAGUAUCAGAAAAUGUUUAAUUGCAAAAUAAAGUUUUUGAGUAAACAA
This is a messenger RNA of Solenopsis invicta (red fire ant), 1287 nucleotides long. RefSeq names its product protein PELPK1. NCBI's taxonomy places the organism in Eukaryota, Metazoa, Arthropoda, Insecta, Hymenoptera, Formicidae. The transcript has 2 exons. The record is from RefSeq and is a predicted model, not a curated record. Bases 191 to 676 code for a protein of 161 amino acids.